Oldenlandia corymbosa var. corymbosa is the source of this 1359-nucleotide messenger RNA. The record is from the annotation of a GenBank genome assembly. NCBI's taxonomy places the organism in Eukaryota, Viridiplantae, Streptophyta, Magnoliopsida, Gentianales, Rubiaceae.
AUGUCAAAAGACUUAUCGGCAGAAGUUGUUAGGUUUGAGGAUAAAGAAGUUCAGAGGGACAUGAAGCUUGUUCCUUACAAGAUAGUGAACAAGGAUGGAAAGCCAUACAUAGAAGAAGUGAAGGUUAAAGAUGGAGAGAAGGUGGUUUUCAGCCCUGAAGAGAUCAGCGCCAUGGUUCUCACCAGAAUGAAACAAACUGCGGAAGCCUACCUUGGUACCAAGAUCAAGGAUCCGUUGUCACUGUUCCUGGUUAUUUCGUACUUAAACGAUGCACAGAGGCAAGCCACAAAGGACGCGGGCGCCAUUGCAGGAUUGAAUGUGGUUCGAAUCAUCAACGAACCCACCGCAGCAGCGCUUGCAUAUGGGUUGGAUAAAGCCGGUCUCGAAAAGAACAUCUUGGUGUUUGACCUUGGUGGUGGCACCUUCGACGUCAGUAUCUUGACCAUCUCUGACGGCGUUUUCGAGGUCCUUUCCACCAAUGGAGAUACUCAUUUGGGAGUCCGGGUCGAGAUCGAGUCCCUAUUCGACGGUGUGGAUUUCUCCGAACCAUUAACGCGAGCUCGAUUCGAGGAGCUGAACAAUGAUCUGUUCAGGAAAACAAUGGGGCCCGUGAAGAAAGCAAUGGAGGAUGCUGGAUUGAAGAAGAGUGAGAUUGAUGAAAUUGUACUGGUUGGAGGAAGCACUAGAAUCCCAAAAGUUGUGGAGCUGUUGAAAGAUUACUUUGACGGGAAGGAGCCCAGUAAAGGCGUGAAUCCGGACGAAGCUGUUGCGUUUGGUGCUGCCGUACAAGGCGCCAUCUUGAGCGGCGCCGGUAGUGAACAAACCGACAAACUUCUGCUGGUGGACGUGGUUCCUCUUACGCUUGGAAUUGAGACGGUUGGAGGGGUGAUGACUAAGUUGAUCCCCAGGAAUCAUCAAAUCCCCGCCAAGAAAUCACAAGUAUUCACCACUUAUCAGGAUCACCAAACCACCGUCUCCAUUCAGGGAAAUUCGAUCCCCCCAACACCAAGGGGAACACCUCAAAUAGAGGUCACAUUUGAGGUGGACGCCAACAGUAUUCUUAGUGUCACCGCAGAAGACAAUGCGUCAAAGAAAUCCCAAAAGAUCACUAUCACUAACGAUAAAGGUCGUUUGAGCCAAGAAGAGAUUGAACAAAAAAUUCAGGAAGCCGAAGAGUACGCCGAGGAGGACAAGAGGGCCGAGAAGGUGGAUUUUGAGGAGAAGUUGAAGGAAGUUGAAGAUGUUUGUAAUCCGAUUGUCAAAGCUGUUUAUGAGAGGUCUGAAACUGGAGCUACAUCCCAAGGAAAUGAUGAUGAUGGUGAUUCCCACGAUGAUUUAUUAUUAUUGGAUUUAUGCUAG